AUGGCGACCACAAGCGUAUGGAACAGCAUUAAUUCCCUGCCGCCAGACGCCAUCUUCGCCCUCGCCGCAGAGGCAAAGAAGGCGCCACAGCCAAAGGCCGACCUCAUAAUUGGCGCAUACCGCGAUGCGGACGGCCGCCCGUACCCGCUCAAGGUUGUGCGGAAAGCCGAACGCCGCCUCCUCGAAAUGAACCUCGACAAGGAGUACCUGCCAAUGGCAGGGUAUGGUCCGCUCAUUGAGGAGUCCAUGAAACUCAUCUACGGCGACAGCGUGCCGCGUGAAAACCUGGUGGGGGCGCAGGGACUGAGCGGCACUGGCUCGCUCUGCCUGGGCGCAUUUUUCAUCUCCCGCGUUCUCUCGACGAAGACUCCUGUGUACAUUUCUAAUCCUACCUGGCCCAAUCACUACGCUGUGAUGUCCACUGCUGGUCUGACCGACUUGCGCCAGUACCGCUAUUACAACGACACCCGCCGCUGCCUUGACUUUGAGGGUCUCAUGGAAGAUCUCGGCGCGGCACCGGCUGGCAGCGUAGUCAUCCUGCACGCCUGCGCACACAACCCAACAGGUAUGGACCCGACCCAUGAACAAUGGGGCGAGAUUGCCAAGCUGUUUAAGACGCGUCGCCUCAUCCCCUUCUUUGACUCCGCGUACCAGGGCUAUGCCACCGGCAGCCUUGAUAACGACGCCUACGCGGUUCGCCUCUUCGCACGGCAGGGAAUGGAGAUGUUGGUGGCGCAGUCCUACUCAAAGAACAUGGGACUGUACUCGGAGCGUGUGGGCGUGUGCUCCGUCGUCACUGCCAAUCCCUCCAAGGCGACCAUGAUAAGGAUGCAGCUUGAGCACAUCGCACGUGGCCUGUACUCCAGCCCGCCGUCACACGGCGCUCGCGUGGCGCACCUCGUCUUGAGCGAUCCUGAACUCCGCUCAGAGUGGGAGGCGGAGCUGUGCGGGAUGGCGCAGCGCGUGCAGGAAAUGCGUCAGGACGUCUACAACGGCCUGAAGCAGCGCGGCACCCCGGGCAACUGGGAGCAUGUUGUUCAGCAGGUCGGCAUGUUUUCGUACCUUGGCCUCACCAAAGCCCAGUGCGCGAAACUCGUUCAGAAGCGCGUGUUUGUGCUGGCGUCCAGCCGUGCCAACAUGGCUAGUCUGACAAAGCAGACGACGGGCCUGCUUGUCGGUGCCAUUGAUGACGUGGUGCGCGACGUCACGUUAGCCUCGUCUGGGGUGUCGACGGCUGCAAAGGCGAAGAUAUGA
Molecule: messenger RNA, 1254 nt
Organism: Trypanosoma rangeli
Lineage: Eukaryota; Euglenozoa; Kinetoplastea; Trypanosomatida; Trypanosomatidae
Product: putative aspartate aminotransferase
Exons: 1
Coding region: 1-1254 (417 amino acids)
Biological process (GO): amino acid metabolic process; biosynthetic process
Molecular function (GO): pyridoxal phosphate binding; L-aspartate:2-oxoglutarate transaminase activity
Source: RefSeq, a predicted model, not a curated record